AAGCUAGUGUGCUAAGAAGAUGCGUGAAGCUUUAAAUGGCCUUAUUGAGCAGAUCUGGGUUGAAAACAACAUACAACAAGCAAAUCGAAGCUUGGAUGAUUAUCAAGGCAUGAUAAACAUCAUUCAGGUUCAAGAGAAGCUUAAUUGAGGUCAUUUAUGCUAAAUUACACAGUUUGCGUCAAUCUCGCAAUUCUGUUGCAAUUUGUAACAAACUGAUAUUUCAUGU
Messenger RNA from Rubroshorea leprosula, 226 nucleotides. The record is from the annotation of a GenBank genome assembly. Lineage: Eukaryota; Viridiplantae; Streptophyta; Magnoliopsida; Malvales; Dipterocarpaceae.